AUGAUGUUCAGCGCACGGAUUCCAUGGUCUCCCAGUCGACGUCUACUGCUAGCACACCGCUCAAUACCAUUUUUUCUCCCCAGACGAUGUCUCUCUACCAACCAGUUGGAUCCUUUGAUUCGCCAUUUCGCGGCAGACCUGGCUCUCAAUCAACCUACCUUCCGAGUACCAGCACAUAGAAUACGGAUUUUGUCGGAGCCAGCUCAAUUUUAUGACCUAUUGCUCGAUAUGAUUCAGCGCGCUCAACAUCGGAUAUUUAUUUCCUCCCUUUAUAUUGGUUCAACUGAGUCGGAACUCCUAUCAAGUAUUGAUAAAGCCCUUCGAACCAAGCCCCACUUGAAAGUUUACUUUCAAUUGGAUAUCAAUCGCUCAACCCGCCCAGGACCUUCUUCGACGGCCAAUAUCCUCCUCCCUCUCCUUCGCGAAUUUCCAUCUCGUGUUCAUGUGUCGAUGUUUAGGAGUCCAAGUCUCCGAGGUAUAUUUGCAAAGUUAGUUCCAUCGAGAUUUAAUGAGGGAUGGGGGACAUGGCACGCAAAAGUAUAUGGCGCCGACGAUGAAGUAAUGAUUAGCGGGGCCAACCUAAACAAGUCUUACUUUACAGAUCGGCAGGACCGUUAUCUCCACUUUUCCUCCCAGCCGGCGCUCUCUCAGUACUGCUUUGACUUCUUAAAGACGGUCUCAACAUUUUCCUAUCGGCUUCUCCCUGUCAUACCCACUUCUGAUUCGCAAGCCGACCGACAUUCAUACACACGGGAUGAUUAUACGUUACAUUGGCCUGACCCGCAAACGCAUCCCCAUAAGAUCCAUCAGCGGGCUGAGACGCUGCUGAGGGAAUUUCAGAAAACUUAUCUUGACAAGUCGAAGUCUCCUAGUGAAACAUCGUCAACAAGCAACUGCGCUGACGCGACCCUCUUCCCACUCAUACAAGCUGGGCAGAUCAAUAUCCACGAGGAGGAAACGACAUUCCAGCUGCUCUUCCGUCACUUGAAGACGUUGAAAAGUGUGCACCGACCACUUUUAGACUUAACCAGUGGCUACUUCAGUUUGUAUAAGCCGUACCAGGACCUGAUCCUCAGCAGCCCGGGUGUGGAUUGCCGUAUUGUAGCAGCGAGCCCGAAGGCAAACGGAUUCUUCGGUUCAAAUGGCAUUUCGGGUCGAAUUCCGGAGGGGUAUACCCUCUAUGAGCAGCGUUUUAUGAAAGCCGUCAAGAAAGCAGGGAGGUUAUGGAAAAGAACCUCGGAAGAUGCUGGGCAGGGUGUUUCGCUGAGUGAGUGGGCGAAACAAGGCUGGACAUACCAUGCGAAAGGAUUAUGGCUCUCCCCAAGCUCUUCCUCGUUACCAGUCCUCACCCUGUUUGGGUCCACCAAUUUGAAUUCUCGCUCUGCUCACUUGGACACUGAAUUGUCCUUCCUCAUGCUCGUCCCAUCAGAAGCUUCGGCCGACCAUGAGACGAAGCCUUCGCCAAACCUGCCGCUCCGAAAGGCUCUCGCCCAUGAGGUUGACAGAAUCCGUUCUCAUACAGUACAUUGGAAAGGUGAAGAACGCAAAGUGCGCUUCACCACGAAGAUUAUCGUUUGGCUUGUCAAAGGGAUGCUUUAA
Messenger RNA from Laccaria bicolor S238N-H82, 1599 nucleotides. RefSeq lists its product as uncharacterized. Gene Ontology annotation, molecular function: CDP-diacylglycerol-glycerol-3-phosphate 3-phosphatidyltransferase activity. Gene Ontology annotation, cellular component: mitochondrion. Gene Ontology annotation, biological process: cardiolipin biosynthetic process. The record is from RefSeq and is a predicted model, not a curated record. The transcript has 6 exons. Lineage: Eukaryota; Fungi; Basidiomycota; Agaricomycetes; Agaricales; Hydnangiaceae. The coding region runs from base 1 to 1599 and encodes 532 amino acids.